CUGAAAUGUGGUGUUGUCCAACCACAUGCCUGUCAACGUUAUUCGGGGCAGUAGGCCAGAGUUUCCUUGCGUACUGACUGCAAAAGCACCUGAACAGUGGACUGAAUCUUCACGAUCCCCGCAUUUACGACAAUAGCCAUCGAGACAGAACGACACAACAAAAUGCCUGAUCCCUGUAACUGUGCGCAGAGCGGUGCGUGCUCGUGUGCCGGCGGGACGUGUCAGUGCGGGGAUGACUGUCGGUGUGGGGACGGCUGUAAGUGUGUCGGCUGCAAACUGCACGGCAAUGUGUCUGUCACCUGUUGUGCCAUGUGCACGGGAAAAGUGAAGAACUGUGCCUGUGGAUGCUCAUGUUGCCAGCCUGCCGCUCCAGCCGUGGUCAACAUGACAACGCCUCCAGCGGCUCACCUGUAAACUACAGGUUGUAAAACAUGGCGGUUCUCGAUGAUGCAUGAAUGACAUCCUAUAAUCUGUUCAUUAGACUGGAAAUGCUUUUAUGCACUUUUUACGUAAGUCUAAUAGCAGCUCACAACUAAAUUAAUAGUUGUUUUAAUAACUGUCCAAAUGAAUAAAUGCACCUUUUUUUUCUUUCUUCAAAUGCAGUAUCAUAGUCAGAGCUCGAGCACCUAACGUUAUGCAUGUAUAUCGUGUGUCAUCAACUUACAUAAAUGUCUGGCUUUCCGGCCUUUCUAUUUGAAAAAUCUAUUGACGUCGAUACAAGUAAGACUUUUGAAUAAUUCAGCGUAAAACGGAGUCAACAUUUAGUGCAUAAGCACAUAGCUGUCAGAAAAUAAGUGCUUCCUUGCGACUUAAUCUAAUUUUGCCCCGAUAAUCUGCAAACAUUAGCCAGUUCUGGAAUGCAAUGGCGGCGCAAACAUCAUUAUGGGCGCCCAUUUUACGGGCGAAAAGACUUAUAAAUACGUUAUCUUGCUGCCAUCUU
Branchiostoma belcheri (Belcher's lancelet) is the source of this 940-nucleotide messenger RNA. RefSeq names its product metallothionein 20-III-like. Gene Ontology annotation, molecular function: metal ion binding. The record is from RefSeq and is a predicted model, not a curated record. The coding region runs from base 163 to 414 and encodes 83 amino acids. NCBI's taxonomy places the organism in Eukaryota, Metazoa, Chordata, Leptocardii, Amphioxiformes, Branchiostomatidae. The transcript is spliced from 4 exons.